GCUUUCUCUGUAGCGUGGCUCGCUUCUCUGCCCGGGGAUUCUGUAAGGAGGACGCGGGGACACCCCGGAAGCCGGGAAAUGGAAUCACUGGUUUUUGAGGAUGUGGCUGUGAACUUCACCCAGGAGGAAUGGACUCUGCUGGAUUCUUCACAGAAGAAACUCUACAGAGAUGUGAUGAGGGAAACCUUCAUGAACCUGGCCUACAUAGGGGGAAAAUGGGAAGACCAGAAUAUUGAAUAUCAGUACAAUAACCAGGGGAGAAAUCUAAGAAGCCAUAUGGUAGAGAGACUCUGUGAAGGUAAAGAAGCUAGUCAAUGUGGAGAAACCUUCAGCCAGAUUCCAAAUCUCAGUCUAACUAAGAAAACUACUGCAGUAAAACCAUAUGAAUGUAGCAUAUGUGGAAAAGUCUUCAUGCGUCAUUCAUCCCUUAAUAGGCACAUCAGAUCUCAUACUGGACAUAAACUAUAUGAGAAGCCAUAUGAAUGUAAAGAAUGUGGGAAAACCUUCAGUUAUCUCAAACCCUUUCAAAGACAUGAAAGGACUCACAGUGGAGAAAACCCCUAUAAAUGUAAACAAUGUGGAAAAACCUUUGUAUAUCACCAACCCUUUCAAACACAUGCACGAACUCACACUGGAGAAAAACCCUAUGAAUGUAAGCAGUGUGGUAAAGCUCUAAGUUGUCCCAGUUCUCUUCGAAUUCAUGAAAGGAUUCACACUGGAGAAAAGCCCUAUGAAUGUAAGAUAUGUGGUAAAGCCUUCAGUUGUCCCAGUUCUAUUCGAAUACAUGAAAGAACUCACACUGGUGAGAAACCCUAUAAAUGUAAGGAAUGUGGGAAAGCUUUCAUAUCCCACACAAGUGUUCAAACACACAUGGUAACACACAGUGGAGAUAGACCUUAUAAAUGUAAAGAAUGUGGGAAGGCAUUCAUUUUUCCCAGUUUUUUACGAGUACAUGAAAGAAUUCACACUGGAGAGAAACCCUACAGAUGUAAACAAUGUGGUAAAGCCUUCAGAUGUUCCACUUCCAUUCAAAUUCAUGAAAGAACUCACACUGGAGAGAAACCCUAUAAAUGUAAGGACUGUGGGAAAGCCUUCAGUGCUCGUCCAGCCUUUCGGGUACACCUUAGAAUACAUACUGGAGAGAAACCUUAUAAAUGUAAAGAAUGUGGGAAAGCCUUCAGUCGUCCCAGUUACUUUCGAAUACAUGAAAGGACUCACACUGGAGAAAAACCCUAUGAAUGUAAAAAAUGUGGGAAAACCUUUAAUUAUCCUCUUGAUUUGCAAAUACAUGAAAGAAAUCACACUGGAGAAAAACCCUAUGAAUGUAAGGAAUGUGCAAAAGCAUUCAUAUCUCUCGAAAACUUUCGAAGACACAUGAUAACACACUCUGGGGAUGGACCUUAUAAAUGUAGGGAAUGUGGGAAAACAUUUAUUUUUCCCAGUGCAUUUCGAACACAUGAAAGGACUCACACUGGAGAGAAACCCUAUGAAUGUAAACAAUGUGGAAAAGCCUUUAGUUGUUCUAGUUAUAUUCAAAUACAUGAAAGAACACACACUGGAGAGAAACCCUAUGAAUGUAAGGAAUGUGGGAAAGCCUUCAUUUACCCCACAAGUUUUCAAGGACACAUGAGAAUGCAUACUGGAGAGAAACCUUAUAAAUGUAAAGAAUGUGGGAAAGCCUUUAGUCUUCACAGUUCCUUUCAAAGACACGAAAGAACUCACAGUAGAGGGAAACAUCUUGAGUGUAAGCAAUGUGGAAAAGUUUUCAGUUUGCCCAAAUCCUUACAAAAACAUGUGAAAAUGCAUACUGGACAGAAACUCCACAAGUGUGAAAAAUAAGGGAAAGUUAUCUAUUUCAACAGACAUUUUCAGAGUAGUGACAAUUUCCACUACAGAGAAAUACUAUAUAAAUGUAAUAUGGAAAGCUAGAUGCAAGGUAAUUCAUGCAUAAUAUUCCAGAAGAUUCACAACAUGAAAGAAAUGUUACAAAAGUCAAAAACAUUUUUUACUCAGUGGCUCAUUCUUAAAGUGCAUCUGUGAACUAUGACUUUCCACUUCUUAGUUUUGCAAAGCAGCUUUGAAAUGAGAAUUCUGUAAGUACUCUUUUAAGGAAUAGUCCAGAAGCUUAAUAGGUAAUGUUUUCUUAUUAAGUCAUUUAAUAAACUUUUUUAUUUUGAAGUCUGGAUCCAUGGGUGAAUUGAUAUAUAGUUAGGUUUAAUUUUUAUAUGUUUUUUGAAUUGUUCUCUGAGUAAGAGACUUGAAAAAUGAUAGUUUGGUAAUUGUUGGGAUUUUUCCUACUGGCCUCAUGCAGAAGGUACUGGAUAUCUCUUACCCGCUGUAUGUAUUCCACCUUUUUUUUGAGAAAAACUUUUUCUUUUUUGGCCAGAAUAGCCUUAUUACAUUUUCCUUGUUAUCAAAUAGCUGGCAUAAUUUGUUAAGUAUGCAAAGUUUAUCACAGAGUAUAGUCUCGUGAAUUACUUUCACCUUUUGCCCUUUGCUUUUCAUCAUUCCUUCUGGCUGGGAUUUGGAUAAUAGACUUUGAAUUAAAAAGAGACAUCUAGGGCUGGCCAGAAAUCUCAGUUGGUUAGAGCAUGGUGUUAUAACACCAAGGUCAAGGGUUCAGAUCCCCAUGCUGGCCAGCUGCCAAAAAAAAAAAAAAAAAAGAUAUCCGUGAUAGAACAAUAAAAUUUAGAGUUGGACAUCGCCCUCCUGGUUCUUAUUAUGUCAACAGAGGUAAUGUUGUGAAUCAAAUGUUCUAGAAUCUAUUUCCUUUAUGAGUUCCAUAAUAGAAUUCACUAAUAGCCUAACUUGCAUGAGAUUUUCCAGGCAGAAGUAAAGACAACUUAUUAGUCGGGUAUCAGAAUCACCAUACAGUGAGACAGCCAGAUGCAGAGCCCCUGCUCGUACCUGCUUCCUGCCCAUUUUCCUGAUUCUUUUCUCUGCCAGUGAAGAAUAUCCUCAAAACUCCCACUGCUUGACUUCCAUCUUCAAAGAGAUGUGUAGGUUUCCACAAAUAUCUGCACAAGGUCACAUCAAAGAUCUAUUUGCAGUUUGGAUCUUCCAUCUAACCCUUGUGUGCAUCAAGUUACCAUUUUCUGUUUUGGUUGAGAAUGUUCUUUGAUGCUCUGUCGUCUUGAGAUUGUAUUCCUCUAAGGUCUAAUUUGUAGUUCUGUUAAUACUGUUGGUGACUGUGUUCCUGAUUCCACCAUGACAGCUACAGUGAUGCAAUCAAAAAGAACUACUGCAAGGGGAUUUGUCCCUCUACUUCAUUACGCAUUGGCCACUGUCCCCCCCCCAGUCCUUCCAUCUGACAGUAAUCACCUUCCUCAUAGCAGACAAAUUGCAGGUGUUUCCAAUUACUGCUGAAUGUACUUCCUCCGUACAUUUUCAGUUAUGUUCGAUUGUAUGUGAUUAAAAACAACGUAUUUUUUGUGCAACAAAAGCUUGGGUAAAUGUUUUUUAGAAAUAUUUUGUUAACUGGUUUCAGGCAACUUGUAUACUAAUACUGUAUUUUCCAUUUCCUGAGAGAAUAUAUUAAAAUAUGCCAUUGCAAUUAUGGA
Galeopterus variegatus (Sunda flying lemur) is the source of this 3560-nucleotide messenger RNA. RefSeq names its product zinc finger protein 791 (gene ZNF791). Gene Ontology annotation, biological process: regulation of transcription by RNA polymerase II. The record is from RefSeq and is a predicted model, not a curated record. Gene Ontology annotation, molecular function: DNA-binding transcription factor activity; RNA polymerase II cis-regulatory region sequence-specific DNA binding. The coding region runs from base 79 to 1839 and encodes 586 amino acids. Lineage: Eukaryota; Metazoa; Chordata; Mammalia; Dermoptera; Cynocephalidae. The transcript has 4 exons.